Lathyrus sativus (Indian pea) is the source of this 1188-nucleotide messenger RNA. Lineage: Eukaryota; Viridiplantae; Streptophyta; Magnoliopsida; Fabales; Fabaceae. The record is from the annotation of a GenBank genome assembly.
AUGGCACCUACAGAAGCUGCAAAUAGAUCAUCAAACCACUCAACUGAAACCAAAGGAAAGACCAUUACUUGCAAAGCCGCUGUGGCAUAUGGUCCAGGAGAACCCUUUGUGGUAGAAGAAAUUCUUGUCCAUCCUCCUCAGAAAAUGGAAGUUCGAAUCAAAAUUCUCUAUACUUCCAUUUGUCACACCGAUCUCAGCGGCUGGCAAGGCGAGUGCGAACCUCAACGUGCUUUCCCUCGAAUUUUCGGUCAUGAAGCCUCCGGGAUUGUGGAGAGUGUAGGAGAAGGAGUGAGUGACAUGAAAGAAAAGGACUAUGUGGUUGUAAUAUUCAACGGAGAAUGUGGUGAGUGUGUGUACUGCACGUGUGAGAAAACCAACAUGUGUGAGAAAUUUGGAGUAGACCCAAUGAAGAAGGAAAUGUGUGAUGGAACAAGUAGGUUUUUUACAAAAGAUGGUAGUAAACCUAUUUUCCAUUUUAUGAACACUUCAACUUUCACGGAGUAUACUGUGGUGGAUUCAGCUUGUGUUGUUAAGAUCAAUCCUCAAUAUACACUUAGCCUCAAAAAUCUCACCUUGCUUAGUUGUGGAGUUUCAACAGGAAUUGGAGCUGCUUGGAACACUGCUAAUGUUCAAUCUGGUUCAUCUGUAGCAGUCUUUGGUUUAGGUGCAGUUGGGCUGGCUGUUGCAGAAGGGGCACGAGCCCGAGGUGCUUCCAAAAUAAUAGGUGUGGAUAUCAACCCAGACAAAUUCAUCACAGCUCAAGCUAUGGGAAUCACAGAUUUCGUAAAUCCAACUGAUGAAGAGAAACCGGUAUCUGAGAGAAUCAGAGAAAUUACGGGAGGAGGUGCAGACUACAGUUUUGAAUGUACAGGAAACUUGAAUGUUCUAAGAGAUGCCUUCUUGUCUGUUCACGAGGGUUGGGGAUUGACUGUACUGUUGGGAAUUCAUGCAUCACCAAAGUUGCUUCCCAUCCAUCCAAUGGAGCUCUUUGCCGGUCGCAGAAUUGAAGGAUCGGUGUUUGGAGGUUUCAAAGGCAAAAGUCAGUUGCCUAAUCUUGCCACAGAAUGCAUGCAAGGAGUGAUAAAGCUGGAUAAUUUCAUCACUCAUGAGCUUCCAUUUGAGGAGAUAAACAAAGCCUUUGAUCUUUUGAUUGCCGGGAAGUCACUGAGAUGCCUUCUGCACCUCUAA